GCGCAGCUUCCUUAAAUGAAACCCUAAGACACAUCUCACUUCACAAAUUCAAACUCAAAUAUCGAAGAUCUCCGUCUCCUCCUCCUUCAGCCAUGGCCACUUCGCUCGCCACCCUCUCUCGCGUCCUUGCCGCACUCCUCGUCCUCGCAACCCCCGUAACGAGCGACCUUUUGUCUCCCCUAACUCCUUUCCUCUCUCCUUUACUAGAUGAGAGGUGCAAAGAAGUGGCGUGCGGGAGAGGGAAAUGCAAGCCUUUGCUCAACGACUCCGCCAUCUUCUUGUACGAGUGCGAGUGCGAUCCUGGUUGGAGGAAAUCCCCUCUUCGUGGCACGGAUCCUCUCAAGUUCCUUCCUUGUACGCUUCCAAACUGUACGAUUGAUCCCUCUUGCGAAAGAGCUUCCUCUCCAGCUCAAGAGAAAGCUAGUGGAGACAGACAUCCUUCAAUACUUAACCCCUGCAUGUGGGUCGAUUGUGGAGGUGGGUCGUGCAACCAAACAUCGCAGUAUUCAUACACUUGCGUCUGUGAAGAGAGUUAUAGCAAUCUCCUCAAUGCCCAAUCCUUGCCUUGUUUUAAAGAAUGUUCGUUUGGAAUGGAUUGCUUGAACCUAGGGAUUCCUCUUACGAAUGAAUCUUCACCAACGGAUUGGGGAGACAUUGAUGUGAGCAAAGCUCACUCGCUAUCUCGAGGGAAAUCAUCGUGGCUGGUCCUUUGGGCUCUUCUUCUGGGAGUGCUUGAGCUUCAGACGAAUUAGAGCUCUCUUGUCAAAUUACUCCGGCUCGUGACUAUGCUAGUAAAUAUGAAUUACCGUGCUUUUAGUUGCUAAAAGAAGCUACAAUGUAGUAGUUUUCAGUUGAUUCUUGGACACGAAAACAUAUCAAACCAGCAACGAAAGAGG
This is a messenger RNA of Rhodamnia argentea, 896 nucleotides long. RefSeq lists its product as uncharacterized. NCBI's taxonomy places the organism in Eukaryota, Viridiplantae, Streptophyta, Magnoliopsida, Myrtales, Myrtaceae. Bases 93 to 752 code for a protein of 219 amino acids. The transcript has 6 exons. The record is from RefSeq and is a predicted model, not a curated record.